GAAGGGCUCUCUCUCUCUCUCGUGUAUCUCUGUUGCUAUUAAAACGUUAGCUCUCUCGUACUCUGACUCCCUCUAUGUGAUAUUCCAACCAUUUUUCAGGCGCAUCUAGUCGGGAAACAGAGAACCCGUAAAGCCUCCACUUUUCAGUCUUUCUAUGCUUUUUCUUUCAAGGAUAACUCAUUGCCAUACAAAUCAAGUGGCGUAUUCUGUUGAGCUUUAAAUCUAUCCCGGAAAGGGUUGUUAAGUGGGUUUGGUGAAUUGGAGGGAAAAAUGUUAAAAAUGUGCAAGUCAGUGAACUCUGUUAAAGACUGGGAGGUGAAAGUGAAGCUUUUGGGAGAUGGAAAGGUUGCCAAGUUGAAGAACUCAAUGGUUUCAAAGUCUCCAAUGAAGCUAUGGAUUUUAAGGGCUAUCACAACUGCACUUCUAUGGACUUGUGUGAUACAGUUGACGGCACUAGGAGAGAUGUGGGGGCCAAGAUUGUUGAAGGGUUGGCCUUCUUGUUUUAGUCAUCCUGAAGUCGAGCUACCUUCUGUUCCCGCCAAAGUUGUUCUUCCUCCUAAGAGGAUUUAUAAGAAUAAUGGGUAUCUUAUUGUGUCCUGCAAUGGAGGACUCAACCAAAUGCGAGCAGCAAUAUGCGACAUGGUUGCUAUUGCUAGAUAUCUAAAUGUAACUCUCAUUGUUCCAGAGUUGGAUAAAACCUCAUUCUGGAAUGAUCCAAGUGAGUUCCAAGACAUAUUUGACGUUCAUCAUUUCAUCACUUCCUUGAGAGAUGAGGUUCGUAUAUUGAAAGAGCUACCACCUAGGCUAAAAAGACGAAUUGAAUUGGGAAUGUUCUACUCACUGCCACCAGUUAGUUGGUCAAACAUGUCUUACUACCUCCAUCAGAUUCUGCCUUUGGUACAAAAGUACAAAGUUGUACAUUUGAAUAAAACUGAUGCUCGUCUUGCUAAUAAUGGGCUACCUCUUGAGAUUCAAAAGUUGCGCUGCCGUGUAAAUUUUAAUGCUCUGAGAUUUACAUCACAGAUAGAAGAAUUAGGUAGAAGGGUAGUCAGGAUUUUAAGGGAGAAAGGCCCCUUCCUGGUCCUUCAUCUCAGAUAUGAAAUAGAUAUGUUGGCUUUCUCUGGCUGCACUCAAGGUUGUAACAGUGAAGAGGUUGAGGAACUGACAAGAAUGAGAUAUGCUUAUCCCUGGUGGAAGGAAAAAGUUAUAAAUUCUGAAAUGAAAAGGAAAGAAGGUCUGUGUCCUUUGACCCCUGAGGAAACUGCUCUUGUAUUGAGUGCACUGGGCAUUGAUCCUAAUGUUCAAAUUUAUAUUGCUGCUGGAGAAAUAUAUGGUGGAGACAAAAGAAUGAAGAGUUUGGCAACAACAUUCCUGAAUUUGCAGGUUAGGAAAGAAACUCUGCUGGGACCAUCAGAUCUGAAGUUUUUCCAGAACCACUCAUCCCAAAUGGCAGCAUUGGAUUAUCUCGUCUCCCUGGAGGGUGACAUAUUUGUUCCUACAUAUGAUGGCAAUAUGGCUAAAGUUGUUGAAGGCCAUCGCAGAUUUUUAGGAUUCAAGAAGACUAUUUCAUUGGACAGAAAACUACUAGUCGGUUUAAUAGAUCAAUACAACAAGGGAUCAUUGAGUUGGGAUGAGUUCUCUACCACUGUGAAGGAAGUUCAUGCUGAUCGGAUGGGGAGUCCAAAGCCACGGGUUAUCAUACCAGAAAAACCAAAGGAAGAAGAUUAUUUUUAUGCCAAUCCAUGUGAGUGUUUGCAACUGUUAGAUGAACCAUUGAGUAGCACAUGAACCUAGUCAUGCCAACAAGAUGGUCAUCCUCGUACUUGGUGCCUAUAUGUAUUUAUCAGAGGAAAAUAGCCUCAUUUUUCACCGAGGCUUAAAUACAGAUUAUUUCAACUCUGUUUGUGAAAUUGAGCUUGGAAGAACUUGGGGCCUCAGCGGCUCAGCCUGGAUCUUCUCAAGCAGCAUCAACAAAGGAUUUAUGACUUAAUUUAUUUUUUAAUAAACAGAAUGUGUGUAUAGCGGGAAAAUGUGCCCAUGUCAAGGCCUAAAUCCAGUGAGCUGGUAUGUAAAGAAGGAUAAUAGAAAGCUUUCCUUGAUGCGAGAUUUAUGAUGUAUUGUGUAA
This is a messenger RNA of Hevea brasiliensis (rubber tree), 2125 nucleotides long. RefSeq names its product rhamnogalacturonan I rhamnosyltransferase 1. The transcript is spliced from 9 exons. The record is from RefSeq and is a predicted model, not a curated record. Gene Ontology annotation, cellular component: cytoplasm. Lineage: Eukaryota; Viridiplantae; Streptophyta; Magnoliopsida; Malpighiales; Euphorbiaceae. Bases 271 to 1788 code for a protein of 505 amino acids.